Molecule: messenger RNA, 4782 nt
Organism: Solanum pennellii
Lineage: Eukaryota; Viridiplantae; Streptophyta; Magnoliopsida; Solanales; Solanaceae
Biological process (GO): DNA integration
Molecular function (GO): RNA-DNA hybrid ribonuclease activity; nucleic acid binding
Source: RefSeq, a predicted model, not a curated record
GUUAACUUUAAUAAUAUGACAUGCAUGUGGAGUUUACAAUUAGAUCCUAAAAAGUUGUCUGAUCUCAUAACAAUGAAUCCUAAGUCUAAGGAAUAUGAUGAAGAUGAAGCUGAUGAAGAAAUUAAAAGGGGUUUGGAUCAAUUUGAAAAUAAGCCUAAACCUAAUUUAGGUGAAACAGAGGUGUUUAAUUUGGGAACUCCCGAAGAAGUGAAAGAAAUAAAGAUAAGCAUUCAUGUCGAUCGAACUAUUCGAGACGACAUAAUUCAAGUUUUAAUUGAAUACAAAGAUGUCUUCGCUUGGUCAUAUGAUGACAUGCCUGGGUUAAGUGCUGAUUUGGUAGUUCACAAACUUCCCAUACAUCCUGAUUUUCCACCUGUCCAGCAAAAGCAGAGAAAAUUUAAGGCAGAUAUGAGCGAUAAAAUCAAAGAGGAAAUCAUGAAACAACUGAAUGCAAAAGUGAUCAGGGUCGUCCAAUACACUACUUGGUUGGCUAAUGUUGUGCCAGUACCAAAAAAGGAUGGAAAGAUCAGAGUUUGUGUUGAUUAUCGAGAUUUAAACAAAGCAAGUCCAAAAGACAAUUUUCCACUACCCAACAUUCAUAUCUUGGUUGACAAUUGUGCUAAACACGAGAUUCAAUCUUUUGUGGACUGCUACGCCGGAUAUCACCAAAUUCUCAUGGAUGAAAAAGACGCUGAAAAAACUGCUUUCACUACCCCGUGGGGUACAUAUUGUUAUAGGGUCAUGCCAUUUGGUCUAAAAAAUGCAGGGGCAACCUACAUGAGAGCUAUGACUACAAUAUUUCAUGACAUGAUGCAUAAAGAAGUUGAGGUAUAUGUCGAUGAUGUCAUCAUUAAGUCUAGAACGCAAAUUGACCAUGUGCGUGAUCUAAGAAAAUUUUUCGAAAGGUUGAGAAAGUACAAUCUCAAGCUUAAUCCGGCUAAAUGUGCAUUUGGAGUUCCAUCUGGCAAGCUUUUGGGUUUUAUAGUUAGCCGAAGAGGCAUUGAAUUAGACCCCUCCAAGAUAAAGUCCAUUCGAGAAUUGCCACCUCCAAAAACCAGAACUGAAGUCAUGAGUUUUCUGGGAAGAUUAAACUAUAUCAGCAGAUUUAUCGCUCAACUCACUACUACAUGCGAGCCGAUAUUCAAGUUAUUGAAAAAGGAUGCUGCUAUUAAAUGGACAAGUGAGUGUCAAAAUGCUUUUGACAAAAUUAAGGAAUAUUUAGCAAAUCCUCCGGUACUGGUCCCCCCAGAGCCUGGUAGGCCUUUGUUUUUAUACCUCUCGGUAACGGAUAAUUCUUUUGGUUGCGUUCUAGGACAACAUGACGUCACGGGGAAAAAGGAACAAGCCAUCUAUUACUUGAGCAAAAAGUUCACAUCCUAUGAGGCAAAGUACACUCUAUUAGAAAAAACAUGUUGUGCUUUAACUUGGAUCGCCCAAAAAUUGAAGCACUAUUUUUUGUCCCACACCACUUACCUCAUAUCCCGAAUGGAUCCUCUGAAAUAUAUUUUUCAAAAAGCCAUGCCGACGGGUAGGUUGGCAAAAUGGCAGAUUUUGCUUACCGAAUUUGAUUUUGUGUAUGUUACUCGCACCGCCAUGAAAACACAAGCAUUGGCCGAUCAUCUGGCAGAGAAUCCGAUUGACGAUGAAUACGAACCCUUAAAGACAUACUUCCCUGAUGAAGAGGUCAACUCUAUUGAGGAAGAAAAUCCUGAUAAUGACCCCGUAUGGAAAUUAUAUUUUGAUGGGGCUGUCAACAAAAACGGAGUGGGAAUUGGGGCAGUUCUUAUCUCACCAAGUGGUUGUCAUUAUCCUGCCACAGCACGACUUCGAUUCUUUUCUACCAACAACACAACAGAAUACGAAGCUUGCAUCAUGGGUUUGAAUAUUGCAAUAAAUCUGGAUGUACAUGAGCUCUUAGUCUUAGGGGAUUCUGACUUGCUCAUUCGACAGGCUCGAGGCGAAUGGGAAACUCGAGACAUUAAGCUCAUACCGUACAAACAAUGUUUAGAAGAUCUCAUCAAAAAAUUCAAGUCCAUUGAAUUUAGAUAUAUUCCCAGUUUCAAUGAGUUGGCUGAUGCUUUGGCCACCUUAGCAUCAAUGCUUCCAUACCCAGGUAAUGCCUACAUUGACCCGUUGGAAAUCCAAGUUAGGGAUCAACAUGGUUAUUGCAAUAUAAUUGCGGUAGAGGCAGAUGGUGAACCUUGGUAUCACGACAUCAAAAAGUUUAUAAAAGCUAGAGAAUAUCCAUUGCAUGCUGAUAGAGAUCAAAAAAGAACUAUUAGGCGACUUGCCAAUGGGUUCCUCUUAAGUGGCGAUAUCUUAUACAAAAGGACUCCGGAUUUGAAUUUGUUACGAUGUGUGAAUAAUCAAGAGGCGGAAACAAUUAUGAAUGAGGUACACUCAGGGGUAUGUGGCCCACACAUGAAUGGUUACGUCCUAGCAAAAAAGAUUAUUCGGGCAGGGUACUAUUGGUUGACCAUGGAGUGAGAUUGCUUUCAAUUUGUUCGCAAGUGCCUUCAGUGCCAAAUUCAUAGCGACUUGAUUCACUCACCCCCUUUAGAGUUGCAUCCUAUGUCUGCUCCAUGGCCUUUUUUUACAUGGGGAAUAGACGUUAUUGGGCCAAUAGAGCCAAAAGCAUCUAACGGUCAUCGGUUUAUUUUAGUUGCCAUCGAUUACUUUACAAAAUGGGUAGAAGCAUUCACAUUCAAAUCAGUUACCAAGAAAGCGGUGGUGGACUUCAUUCAUUCCAACAUCAUAUGUCGUUUUGGCAUACCAAAAAUAAUUAUUACAGACAAUGCAAUGAAUCUCAACAGCCACUUGAUGAAGGAAGUUUGUGAGCAAUUUAAUAUUGUUCAUCGUCAUUCAACCCCUUAUCGUCCCAAAGCAAAUGGGGCUGUUGAAGCUGCGAAUAAGAACAUCAAGAAGAUUCUUAGGAAAAUGGUGCAAGGAUCUAGACAGUGGCAUGAGAAAUUACCCUUCGCUCUCAUGGGAUAUCGCACGACUGUUCGUACGUCAGUCGGUGCAACUCCUUACUUAUUGGUUUAUGGAACUGAGGCUGUCAUACCCGCAGAAGUUGAAAUCCCUUCUCUUCGAACCAUUGUUGAAGCAGAAAUCGAGGAUACAGAAUGGGUUAAAUCGAGGUUAGAACAAUUAGCGCUGAUAGAAGAAAAACGAUUGACAUCAAUUUGUUUUGGUCAAUUAUAUCAGCAGAGGAUGGCUCGGGCAUAUAAUAAGAAAGUACGCCCAAGGAAUUUUGAAGUGGGUCAACUUGUUGUGAAACGUAUCCUUCCCCACCAAGACGAGGCCAAGGGAAAGUUUGCUCCAAAUUGGAAAGGCCCUUAUGUUAUUAAGCAAGUGUUAUCCAAAGGAGCUCUGCAACUGGCGGAUAUGGAGGGAAAGGCAAUUGACACAAUUGUCAAUGCAGAUUCGAUCAAGAGAUCUACAUUUAGCACUUCUCAUUUUUAUGAUGAGAAGAUAAAAAUGUAUCCUCUUUUAUCUCAAACACCACUGGUCUGGUGCCAUAACGAUGUCAAGGCAUUACUGAAGGCUAUUGACGAACAGUUUGAGACUUCAGAUAAGGCACUUGAUUUAAGAAACCUGCAGAAGCCACUGGGAGCAGAGCGAAGUAUCUAUUCUGGAAACAAGAUGCAGUCACAUGUGGAAGCUAUUGGGACAUGCAAUUUAGUUCUUAGUAGUGAAUACAGUUUCUAUAAGAGAUCAACCUUCCACUUCAAGUCAAAAAUUGAUUUUGUAUAUAAUACCCCUCAAGUUCAAUUGGGUGUUGAGCAACCAAUCAAUGAGAUUUCACAAGCUGCUGAAGACAUGCAUAUAGAUCAAGUUGUUCAAGUAAUUCCUGAAAUUAUUGAACAACCAGUUGAACAACAUAAUCCACAGAAAAAUAUUGGUGCAACAUUGAGAAGAUCUACUAGAGAAAUAAAAUCAGCAAUUCCUAGUGACUUUGUUGUAUAUUUGCAAGAAUCUGACAUUGGAGUUGAAAAUGAUCCUGAGUCUUUCUCACAAGCCAUGAAUUCUAAAGAGUCUGAAUUGUGGUACAAUGACAUGAAAGAAGAGAUGAAUUCUAUGAAAACUAACGAGGUCUGGGAUCUUGUCGAUUUGCCUAGUGGUGCUAAACUAUUGAAUAUGGAUGUAAAAAUCGCAUUUCUCAAUGGUGAUCUAGAACCUGAAGGAUUCUCCUCUAGUAAUGGUGAGCACUUGCCUAAACAAGCACCUCGUAUGCGGAACAAACGACCAACUGAUGCACUAUUCGCUCUUGACUUCUUGGGUUCCAAGAUUGAUAACUAUUUAUUCUACAUGUCUACUUCUACUAAUAAGUUAUUUUCUUUGGUGUAUCCUGAUGCUAUAUUGUUAAUUUGUUAUUGGGUAAUAACCCUGCUCGAAUUAUAUUACUCGUUUCAAGAUCAUUUUGUUGUUCGUGACCUUGUCACUCUUUCUUAUUUUCUGGGCAUUGCAUCAACUUGGACCACUGAGGGAUUGUUUUUGUCUCAACGCAACUAUGUCGAGGAUCUUCUUAGUCAAGUACAUAUGGCUGCUUGUAGUCUUGUUUGCUUACCCAUGAAACCAGCGCCAAAGGUAUCCUCUACUUUUGGUGUUCCUUUCAAUGACCCAACUUUAUAUGACAGCACCGUUAGUGCGCUUCUGUAUCUUACUUUCACUCGGCCGUAUGUUGUGAACAAAGCAUCCCAAUUCAUGAAUUUACGUCUGGAUGUUCACAUGAUAGCUAUGAAACAUAUUUUACGUUAUGUGAAAGCUACUGCUUGUUAA